AUGGAGGACAAGCAGGAGUCUGAGCCAAGUCUGGGAAACAAAUCAGACGCAGAAGGCUCAGAGGUCCAGAAGUCCGAAGCCCGGUCAGAGAUACCGUGGGGUCGGGAGGUGCUGGUGCGGGCACAACAGGCCCCGAGGCACCCCGGCACACCAGAGGCCAUGGCAACAGGGGCAGACAGCCGGGCGUACACCGGCCCAGACCCCAAGCAGUUCUCCCCACAGAACCCGAACCCCCGAAACCCCACCGGGGCCCCUGCCCAAGGGCAACGCGCCCCAGGGAUCCCAGACCCCAGGACCCAUCCCAGACCCACUCAGCAACGCUCCUCCCCAGAAAAAUCAACAUGCCUGCCCUCCCAGGAGACAAACAAGCCCGCCGAACAGGAACCCCUCCGACAGCGCACCGCCGGCACACGGGGGCCCGAGCGGCCCCAACAGAAACAACAGCGGAAGGCCGAUAUGGACGAACCGAUGGCACCAACCAAGCCCCCAGGCAGAUUCCCCCACCCAAAAACACAACGAAACCACUCCGCCCCCACCGACCACAGCAAACACAGCCGCAAGGCAAAACAAAGUAUGGAGCAGCCCCGCCUGGCGCACGCCAGAGAGCCAAAGCCGCCCCAGCCGCCAGAAGCCGGCACAAGCAGCAAAAAGAAAGCAGCAGAUGCGACCCCGCCGCGCCCGGUGCGAAAGCAGCACGAACCACCCCGCUCCGGCCUUGCACCGCCCACGGGCAGCCGAGAGGAGGACGGCCGCCCCGAUGGGGGCAACAGUCCCCUGGGCCAGACCCGCCAGGCACCCCGCUCCGAGCACCCCCCCGAGCCCCCAGGACCCAAGGACCCCCGAACUAGCCCCCGCACCCCAUGA
Molecule: messenger RNA, 864 nt
Organism: Cyprinodon variegatus (sheepshead minnow)
Lineage: Eukaryota; Metazoa; Chordata; Actinopteri; Cyprinodontiformes; Cyprinodontidae
Product: basic salivary proline-rich protein 3-like
Exons: 4
Coding region: 1-864 (287 amino acids)
Source: RefSeq, a predicted model, not a curated record